This is a messenger RNA of Diachasma alloeum, 558 nucleotides long. RefSeq names its product tctex1 domain-containing protein 3-like. Lineage: Eukaryota; Metazoa; Arthropoda; Insecta; Hymenoptera; Braconidae. Gene Ontology annotation, molecular function: dynein intermediate chain binding. The coding region runs from base 1 to 558 and encodes 185 amino acids. The record is from RefSeq and is a predicted model, not a curated record. The transcript is spliced from 3 exons. Gene Ontology annotation, biological process: microtubule-based movement. Gene Ontology annotation, cellular component: cytoplasm; cytoplasmic dynein complex.
AUGAGACACCCCAGACAUGUUUCGCCCGUUUCAGCACGCCAGACUGACCCUUCCCGGCUGUCACUGACCUCAGGGGGUAAGAGGCCCUCUAGAAGGGAUUCGAUAUCUCGAGCUGGGAUUGGAAGCAGCACUGUAUCCCUUGUGGGUCUACCCAGAGCCAGCAUAGCCUUCAAGACUGGGAAGGGGGGCUUCAAGGUUCCACGGUACCAGAAUACUUAUCAGCUAGAGUCUCCGAAUCCUUUCAAAGCCGACGCGGUUGACAAGAUUCUUGAGAAUGUGGUGAAGACUACGCUGACGGAUGUUAAAGUGUAUGACUCCAAGGGGUGCAUGAAACUUUGUCAGGAUAUGGCGAUGGAAAUUCGGAAGCAAAUUUUUAAGAAGGACUUUAUGCGCUACAAAUACAUUGUAACCGUGACAAUAAUCCAAAAGAGUGGCCAAGGAAUCCACACAGGACUUGGCUUCAUCUGGGAUGCCGAAAAGGACAGUUAUUCAACAUUCGUUCACGAGACUCUAGAAUACUACGCAAUCGCAAUUGUUGCUGGAGUUUACUACGACUAG